Messenger RNA from Drosophila ficusphila, 1466 nucleotides. It is a transcript of the gene CSN4, whose product is annotated as COP9 signalosome complex subunit 4. Gene Ontology annotation, cellular component: cytosol; COP9 signalosome. The transcript has 2 exons. Bases 96 to 1340 code for a protein of 414 amino acids. NCBI's taxonomy places the organism in Eukaryota, Metazoa, Arthropoda, Insecta, Diptera, Drosophilidae. The record is from RefSeq and is a predicted model, not a curated record.
CACUGUUCCGGCUGGACUCGCGAGUUAUCGAUAACGGGGAUGAGCUUGCGUUGUUGUUCUUAGAUAGUGCGAAGUUAUAGGGAAUACAAGUGAACAUGGCCGCAAACUACGCAAACAAGGGUUCAAGCAAGGGCAUCACGACUGCGGUCCUGCGGAGCCAGCUUAUGGGCCUAAUCACCUUCAGCGGCACGCACAAGGACCAGGCGGACAAGUAUCGCCAGCUGCUGAAGACGGUGUUGGCGAACACCGGCCAGGAGCUGAUCGACGGGCUCCGACUCUUUGUGGAAGCCAUUGUAAACGAACACGUUAGCCUGGUGAUCUCGCGCCAGAUCUUGAACGACGUGGGCGGCGAGCUGAGCAAGCUACCCGACGAUCUGUCUAAGCAGCUCUCCCACUUCACGCUAGAGAAGGUCAACCCGCGCGUCAUCUCGUUUGAGGAGCAGGUGGCUGGCAUCCGAUUCCACCUGGCCAACAUCUAUGAGCGCAACCAGCAGUGGCGCGAUGCGGCCACAGUGUUGGUUGGCAUUCCGUUAGAGACGGGCCAGAAACAGUACUCUGUGGAGUGCAAGCUGGGCACCUACCUGAAGAUCGCUCGUCUGUACUUGGAGGACAACGACUCUAUGCAGGCCGAGCUGUUCAUUAAUCGCGCCUCACUGCUGCAGGCCGAGACCAAUUCUGAGGAGUUGCAGGUGCUCUACAAAGUCUGCUAUGCCCGUGUGCUGGACUACCGGCGUAAAUUCAUCGAGGCGGCCCAGCGAUACAACGAGCUUUCCUACCGCAAAAUCGUGGACCAGGGCGAACGGAUGACGGCGCUAAAGAAGGCGCUUAUCUGCACAGUUCUGGCCUCCGCCGGUCAGCAACGUUCCCGCAUGCUGGCCACACUGUUCAAGGACGAACGUUGCCAGCAUCUUCCGGCCUACGGCAUUCUGGAGAAGAUGUACUUGGAACGCAUCAUCCGGCGCUCUGAGCUGCAGGAGUUCGAGGCCCUGCUGCAGGAACACCAAAAGGCUGCCACUCCCGAUGGCUCAUCGAUCCUGGAUCGGGCUGUUUUCGAGCAUAAUCUACUGUCGGCCAGCAAGUUGUACAACAACAUCACCUUCGAGGAACUAGGCGCCCUGCUGGACAUACCGGCGGUAAAGGCGGAAAAGAUUGCCUCACAGAUGAUAACCGAGGGCCGCAUGAACGGGCACAUCGACCAGAUUUCAGGCAUUGUCCACUUUGAGAACCGAGAGUUACUGCCGCAAUGGGACCGACAGAUCCAAUCGCUGUGCUACCAAGUUAAUUCCAUAAUAGAGAAGAUAAGUGUCGCUGAGCCCGAUUGGCUAGAUAACCUGAACUGAACCCGGGUCUCGCCAACUCAUUCACCCUCUCACCCUCAUCUUUAUAAAAGGCGGAUUAUCGGAUUCUAAACGCGCCUGCAAGAUUUCAUUUUUAAUUUAUAAAAAUAAAUGAAAUUAUGUACAUUA